Penicillium nucicola is the source of this 990-nucleotide messenger RNA. RefSeq lists its product as uncharacterized. The transcript has 2 exons. The record is from RefSeq and is a predicted model, not a curated record. Gene Ontology annotation, molecular function: lyase activity. Gene Ontology annotation, cellular component: periplasmic space. NCBI's taxonomy places the organism in Eukaryota, Fungi, Ascomycota, Eurotiomycetes, Eurotiales, Aspergillaceae. The coding region runs from base 1 to 990 and encodes 329 amino acids.
AUGACACCCGUGCGCACCCCUUCACCACCAAGCAUCAUAGAAUGCGGCCCGUACUCGCAGCCAGACGUAGGCUGCACAGCCGAGCGCGACGACGCACUGCAGGCAUACGGGAAUGCCUUGGCGUGGGCGAUUAGUGGGAAUGCGAGCUAUGCGCGACAGGCGAUUGCGCUGAUGGAUGGGUAUGCGGGGACGGUGAGGGGGCAUAAUAAUUCCAAUGCGAGGUUGCAGGCUGGCUGGGUUGGGUCUGUUUGGGCGAGGGCUGGGGAGUUGGUUAGGUAUGCUGGGGAUGGGAGUGGGAGUGGGAGUGGGUGGACGGAGGAUGGAAUUGAGAGGUUUGGGACGAUGUUGAGGGAUGUUUAUUUGCCUUUGACUGUUAAUGGGAGUGACUAUGACGUUGGGAAUUGGGAGCUUGCGAUGAACGAGGCGACGAUUGGGAUGGCUGUGUUCUUGGAGGAUGCUGAGAGUUACCAGCAUGCAAUGCGACUGUUUAAGGCUCGUGUUCCGGCGACGAUUUACAUGACUGGUGAUGGGGAGUAUCCCAUCGUGGCGCGAGGAGAGGGCUCGUCUGCCGAUGCAAUCGUGGAGUAUUGGUUUGGUCAGGAUGUGUUCAGGGAGGAUGGACAGGCUCAGGAGACGUGUCGGGAUCUAGAGCAUACUGGAUACUCGCUGGCAUCUAUUUCGCAUAUUGCAGAGACUGCCCGGAUCCAAGGCGAGGAUCUGUACAAGACCGAUAUUGGAAAGCGGCUUCGCUAUGGUCUGGAAUUCCAGGCUAUGUAUUCCAAUGGGGAAGAGGUGCCUUCUUGGCUUUGCGGAGGGAAGUUGGACCUGACUCUUGGGCCUGUGACCGAGGUUGGGUUUAAUGCCCUGUCGUUCAGGAUGGGGAUUGAUAUGCCCGAGACACAAAACUGGACGUUGGCGAAGCGACCUGUCGGGACUAAUGGAUUGUUUGUGGCAUUUGAGUCGUUGACACAUGCCCAGAAUCCAUUUUGA